Trichoplax adhaerens is the source of this 881-nucleotide messenger RNA. RefSeq lists its product as hypothetical. Gene Ontology annotation, molecular function: structural constituent of ribosome. The record is from RefSeq and is a predicted model, not a curated record. Gene Ontology annotation, cellular component: ribosome; cytosol. Bases 40 to 816 code for a protein of 258 amino acids. Lineage: Eukaryota; Metazoa; Placozoa; Uniplacotomia; Trichoplacea; Trichoplacidae. Gene Ontology annotation, biological process: translation. The transcript has 6 exons.
CCUUUUCGCUUCUACGUCGAACCGUAUCGUAGAUCAACCAUGGCGGUCGGUAAAAAUAAGAGACUCACUAAAGGAAAAAAGGGGCAAAAGAAGAAGAUAAUUGACCCCUUCACUAAAAAGGACUGGUAUGAUGUUAAAGCACCUUCGCAAUUUGCUGUUCGUAACAUCGGUAAAACUCUCGUCAAUCGCACCAGCGGAACAAAAAUCGCUUCGGACGGUUUGAAGGGCCGCGUAUUCGAGGUUUCUUUGGCUGAUUUGCAGAAUGGAGAGAUUGCCUUUAGGAAAUUUCGCUUAAUUGCUGAAGAAGUAUUGGGAAAGAGCGUUUUAACAAAUUUCCACGGCAUGAGUAUGACAUCUGAUAAAUUGAAGUCCCUUGUUAAAAAAUGGCAGACAUUAAUUGAAGCCCAUAUUGAUGCUAAGACCACUGAUGGAUAUUUGCUCAGAUUCUUUGCUAUUGGUUUUACUAAAAAGAGGCCCAACCAAAUAAAGAAAACAGCCUACGCCAAAACUUCUCAGUGUCGUUCUAUCAGGAAAAAAAUGACUGAUAUCAUUACACGAGAAGUUUCAGCAAUUGAUCUGAAAGAAGUAGUCAACAGAUUAAUCCCAGAUAGUAUCGGCAAAGACAUUGAAAAGUCUUGUCAAUCAAUUUAUCCAUUACACGAUGUUUACAUUCGAAAAGUCAAGGUUUUAAAAAAGCCAAAGCUUGACACUGCAAAAUUGCUUGAAUUACAUGGUGAAGGCGUUGCUUCCAGUGGUGAUGCAGGUUCUGCCGUUCGUCGCGAUGGAUACGAACCCCCAGUGCAAGAAAGUGUUUAAAUCUUAAUUCAACUUUUACCAUGUACAGUUUCUUAGUUAACAAAUAAAAUGUCAAUGGUACAUUA